Messenger RNA from Anastrepha obliqua, 2571 nucleotides. RefSeq lists its product as uncharacterized. The coding region runs from base 245 to 1474 and encodes 409 amino acids. The transcript is spliced from 6 exons. The record is from RefSeq and is a predicted model, not a curated record. Lineage: Eukaryota; Metazoa; Arthropoda; Insecta; Diptera; Tephritidae.
GCUAAUACGGUUAAACCUUUUGUAAAAACUGCCAAAGUAAUGUUGUGUUUGUUUCAAUCAGUAUCAAUUGAGUCACAGUCAAGUAAACAGGGCUAACAUUGCGGUAAAGUGGUAAUACAAAAGCACAGUGUUUUAAUUCUUCAACCACUCUCUAUUUAGUUUCAAUAUUUUAUUUGUUGCUGUGAAGAGAGUGGAACAAGUGUUUUAGACACAAAACAUUAUUGAAUUUAUAUAAAUAAACGAAAUGAGCGAAGAUUCAGAGGAAGCUCCCAUCUGGUUAGACACAACCGACGUGGCGAAGAUACUCAACAAUUAUACGCAUAAUCAGUUAAACGAAAUUAUUUCAUUUACCAAAGAGCCUGCUACUAAAAAAGGUGAAAACUAUGCAAGUUGUCUACAUCUUAUAAAGGUUUCUUAUACCACGAAGGCGGACCCGGAAGCCAUAAAGAAGGUUACACUGAUAGUAAAGUCACGUUUAGAAAAUGAAUUAUUCUCACAAAUAGAGGAAGAUUUCAAUGUGUUUCACCGAGAAUCGCAAGUCUACAAUAUAAUAAUGGGCAAAGCAGAAGAGCUGUUACGGAGUGUCAACGAUGCAACACGUUUUGGACCUAAAGCGAUUUAUGUGGAUGAACGCGUGAUAGUACAGGAAGACCUUAAACAGCAAGGUUUUGCAAUAGAAGAUGUCAAGGUUGGAUUGGAUUUUGAUUGCUGCCGUUUAAUUCUAGAGAAAUUGGCAAAAUUUCACGCAGUUAGCAUGGUCCUGUAUAGAGAGAAUCCAGACUUAUUUCGCCAUCAUUUGCCAAGUAAUGUCUCUGAGCACUCAUCGCCCCUCCAUGACCUUUAUACAAAUGCCAUUAAGUGUUCGAUCGAAUAUUGUCAAACAAAUCCCAAACUUCAACAUUAUGUACCAAAGUUGAAAAUCUUCGGUGAGAAAAUUAUUCCGAAGAUGAUAAAUGUUUUCAGCCGCAGUCAAACGGACCGUUAUCAUGUGCUAAACCACGGUGAUAUGUGGGUGAACAAUUUGAUGUUUCGAAAGGAUGCUGGUGGCAAUGUUGUGGAAGUACUGUUCGUGGAUUACCAAGAGGGAUUUUAUGGUUCCCCAGGCAUCGAUUGGAAUUUUUUCAUAUUUUCAUCGUGGCAAAAGGAAGUGUUCCAAAAUCACUUUGAAGACCUGCUGGCUAUAUAUCAUGCGACAUUGACUGAUUUGUUGGAUAAAUUGAAAUAUGAUCUGCGAAUACCAACUAUUGAAGAUGUGAGAAAGUCUAUAAUAAAUAAAGGAUUCCAUGGUCUUGUAACUGCUACUUGUUUACUGCCCAUUUUGAUCAACGAGAACUCGGACUUAGCGGAUCCAUUGAAUUUUCUUUUGGUUACUGACGAGGCGGUAGAGAAUCGGCGAAAAGUUUUUGACAACCCAAAAUAUGGUGAAAGAUUGGAAGUUUAUUUGGAAUUUUUCGUGAACAAUGACAUUUUGUAAGAAUGAAGACUGCAGUGAGGUAUUAAAAAAAAAGUUGUGCAAACAUACAAAGUUUACGAGUAUAUCUGGGCAAUUAUAAAAUCAAGUCCCCAAAAAGCGUAUAUUUGGUUGUCUGAAUGCGUUAAGCCCAAAACUACCUAAAGGAUUUUUUUAUCGGUUGUCAUCAAUGGACGGUUAGACUAAUGAGGAAGAUAUAUGCAAAUGUUAUAUAAUGUAUUAAGAUCUUAUUUAAAUUGGCUGAGAUAUGACAAUGAUUACUGAAAAAAAAUCAUACAGACCCCAGCUAUCUCUAGUAAAAUAUUUUAACAAGUAAAUAAAAUAUUGCAAGAUUGGUGUUUAGAAAGAUUUAGAGUCCCUGCACACUACAGACUUUAUCGAUCGACGAUUUAGUCUGCAAUGUGGGUAGUAAAUAUCGUUAUGCUUAAGAUACGGUUAAGGUAUGGCACUUCUAAGAUGCAAUUAGCGGUGCCGUAGCCAUAACACCAUAGCCGUAACCAUAACCAUGGCCGCAACAUUACAGCAUUUGUCGAUUAGUCAUGCCGUGACCAUAAACAGCUGAUAUUGAAGUAGAAUUGAUGGCAACGUUUGGAUUUUAUUAUAAAACAAGAAUAAUUUUCUACAAGUCAAUUAAUGCUUCGUCGUUCAUUUCUAGCAUUAAAAUUUUCAUCGCAAAUAUCAAAACAAAUGUAAAGUAUUUCACAGCUGCUUACGAUUACGGGGAAAACCAAAAUUUCAAUAGAUACCUAUGGCUACGGUUAUGGUUAUGGCGUUAUGGUGCGCCACUUAGAAUCGCUUACAGUGAUGCCCAUAUGUUUGAUCAGAACAUCUGAUGGCCAUGGUUACGGUUAUGGCUACGGUACGGCACCAGUAAUUGUAACUUUAAGGUUCAAUUCAAAUUUGCUUUUCAUCUUCAUAACAGAGUUGCCAGUUAUUUCCAGGCUUACAAUUUCGAAAACAAUAUGAAAUUAGCAUUGCAUUGGCUUUUUUCCUUUGCAUGGUAUUCACAAUAGAUGGUGUGAGUUUUCGAAUUAAGUAUAAAAUUACAUAACAGAAUAUGGAAAAAAUAGAAAUUAAUUAUAAAAUUGAAUUAAAUAUUA